ACGGAUAAGAGGUUAGAAGGCCAAUUGAAAAUUUAUCUCGCACGGAUUACUCGACUCGCUACGGAAAAAAACGUAAAUCCUCGAUCGUCCGUUACGCAAUUACAACAUCGUGAUUCCAUAAGAAAUCCAGUAUCUUGAGACUAUAUAAAAAAACAAUCUUUCAUUAUGAUAGCCUUAUUGACUAAGCGAGCAAAUGUGUAUGGAGGGGGACUCAUUCGAAAGUCUAUAUCGCGCAUUCUGGACCACGGAAAUUCAUCUGUCGCCGCUUCGAAGAGAUCGAAAAUGAGCAAGCUUACUUCUGAGGAAAGACAGCAGAGUUUGAGUCCGCUACUGUCAACAGGAUGGACCAUUCAGUCAGACAGAGACGCAAUCUACAAGGAGUUUGUAUUUAACAACUUCAAUGAGGCUUUUGGAUUUAUGACGAGAGUCGCCUUGCAAGCUGAAAAGAUGGACCAUCAUCCCGAAUGGUUCAAUGUUUAUAACAAAGUGAAUAUCACUCUGUCGUCUCAUGAUGUGAACGGAUUAUCGCAGAGAGAUGUGAAACUGGCAACAUUUAUAAACAAGGUUGCCGCUGCUGUUGGCAAAUAAAUCUGACAACUUACCUGUUGAUAUGUCCAAACUCUGUCUGUUGUACACUUAUUUUACAUGACAAUAAUGUAAUCAAUAUGUUUGUUAUUAUUAAUUUGUAAUAUGAAAUAUUAAUAGAAUAAAUAAUAUUUUUUUUAGCUCA
Molecule: messenger RNA, 730 nt
Organism: Odontomachus brunneus
Lineage: Eukaryota; Metazoa; Arthropoda; Insecta; Hymenoptera; Formicidae
Gene: Pcd
Product: probable pterin-4-alpha-carbinolamine dehydratase
Exons: 3
Coding region: 166-588 (140 amino acids)
Biological process (GO): tetrahydrobiopterin biosynthetic process
Molecular function (GO): 4-alpha-hydroxytetrahydrobiopterin dehydratase activity
Source: RefSeq, a predicted model, not a curated record